AUUUCAUUAUUUCAUGUCAAAUUUUAGAUGCCCAAUUUACAUACCUUUUUUAUUGUAUUUUACAAGAAUUUCGUUUGUUGCUAAUUUAUAAUUUAAACCAAUGAAAAACUGAUCGGGCUGACUAUAUUUUGUAACAUAUUUACAAAUAUUUGUAUCUUCGAAAAGAAAGUGUUAUUCCGACUUUUAUACUAUUCAGUAUAUUAUAUUUUUAUGUAAACGCAUAUCAGCUUAGUUAAAUUUUUUUAUUACUGUUAUUCCUUGUCCAUUUGCUAGAAAGACUGUAACAUAUAAAUGCAAUACAAAUUGCUAAACGAAAUCUGCAAUUGAAAGAUUUACAAAAUCACAAUACUGGUAAUAUUUCAUCAUGAGUUCGAGUAUGGAAAAGGCAAAACACUUUUUUGAUGAAAGUGGUAUCUUAGGACACAUCAACUUUAAGGAUUCACGUGACUUGAUUCGUAAAACAUCGACAAUUCACAUUGACAUUAGUCUAAAGAAUCAGAUUCGAAAAACGUCUUUAUGUCUGCGGUCAAGGGUAGUUAACGAAACUAACGCAUUAAACAGCUUCGAUGAUACCAUACUCAGUCUUCAAAACGAAGUCUAUAACAUAAGAGAAACUUUAGACAAUGGUGAGACUAAAAUUAUAACUCUCCGUACUGAAAUUGGCAAAAUAAAGAAAAAAGACGUUACUUAUUUUUUUUCCUGGAAAUGUAAAAGCUCUGCACAUGGAAUACCUAUCUGGGAACAACUUUCAAGGGUAUAGAAUCUGUGGCAUUCCACCGUAAGAAAACUUUUUUUUAAGAAAUAAAUCUAAGGCUUUUGCACACAAACAUUUUGCUAAACAAUAUUCGCCAUGAUUUUAACAUUAAGAACUGGUGGCCAGACAUGAGGAUUACAAAAAGUCAGAAUACAGAGUAUAAAUUAAAUCUGAAAAAAUACUUUAGACAUGAAUUAUUACUAUUUGAAUUGGCCAUUAGUUUUUCAGCUACAAGUCAAACUUUAUAAUUCAUUUAUUGGUUCUCCAACCUUCUUCAAAAAUAAAUACAAAUGAAUUUAACAAUUUAA
Messenger RNA from Drosophila biarmipes, 1062 nucleotides. RefSeq lists its product as uncharacterized. The transcript has 4 exons. Lineage: Eukaryota; Metazoa; Arthropoda; Insecta; Diptera; Drosophilidae. Bases 365 to 760 code for a protein of 131 amino acids. The record is from RefSeq and is a predicted model, not a curated record.